This is a messenger RNA of Notodromas monacha, 2502 nucleotides long. The record is from the annotation of a GenBank genome assembly. Lineage: Eukaryota; Metazoa; Arthropoda; Ostracoda; Podocopida; Cyprididae.
ACACAUUCACAUUUUAGAUGACAAGGUGGUUCCCUCAACUGUGGAAUAUCAAGUUUCCAGGAACCAAAAGCGAGGCAUGCUUUUGGGCUCAGUUUCACUAGCAGAAAAAUUUGUCGUGAAUGGUCUUCACCAUACCGAAGGUCUACAGCAAGAUUUCAUUUCCGACGAUGAUAGUAAACUGGGAUCCAUUUUGAGGAAUGAUGAGGACAAGAGCAAUAAAACCAGGCCUGAGGAAAAAGGCUUCAUCAAGCCGGAAAUUUUGCACAAUGAAACAAUACAGUCAUUGAAGUUCUUCAACAAUCACGAGGAAGCGGAUCAAAACAAAUUCAGCAUUUUUAGGGGCCAUCAGAAAAAUUUCAAUGCCACUUAUUCCUCUAACUCAAAUAGUCACUCAAACUCUGGGACAUCAAAAGACGCACCACAAAAGACUACAGACAAAGAAAGAGCUUCAGAAAUUGCUCAAGAGUCCAAACUUAUUUCAAAUGAAGAAAUACCCGUGGAGAAAAUUGCCUUGAACAGGGCCAUUGACGCCCUCGCCCUUUUAUUUUCCACUUUGGCUGAGCAAAGACUCGGUAUGCGGAAGGACAAACAAAUCAGAGAUGAAGUGCUGCAAAAAAUACCACAACAAGUCAAGUCUGAUCUUCUUCGUCGGGUAAUUCGAGGUGCCAUCAAGAAAUCCAUUUCAGAGUCCAAACUUAUUUCAAAUGAAGAGAUACCCGUGGAGAAAAUUGCCUUGAACAGGGCCAUUGAUCGGGAGCGGGAAAAUAAAAGACUAGAAGAAGCAGCCCAUUUUCGAGGUGCCAUCAAGAAAUCCAUUUCAGCAAAUGCUGGUCAAGAAUUCAACCCCAAACGGAAACCCGCUUCAAAAUUGGAACCCGGGUACGACUUGAUCAGGUUCCCUCGCUCAAAAUCCAAUCCCGAGUCUCUCCAAGGCAAAACCUCUUCUCUGGAGGACCUGAAAAACAAGAUCCGAGGUCAUGAAAUCCGAUACAAGAAACUCCAAAAGCAAAACCAGCGUCUGGAAAAAGUUCUCAUGAAACUAGAAGAAAACGCGAAAAAAACCAACGUCUAAAUAAUAUUAAAAAAACCCGUCACUCAAUAAAAAGAAAUAACGUGACAUUUCGGUAAUAACUGAACCUGAUGAAAGAAAAAAAACAAUCCCGCGUUAUUUUCCUCAUUUUUUUUCUCAAAGCAAUUUUAAAAAAUAAUAUGGAUCACACAGUCAUCAUCAUUCAGUUCUUUCUAUUCCCGUUUUCUAAAUAAAAUAAAAAAUGCGAAGAUGAAACCAAUGGAUGAGAAUCGGAAAAAAUACGGAAUCAAUCCCUUUUUUCAUUGUGUGUUUUCUUUCACCUUUCUCUAUAUCUCCUUUCGAAAAAAAAAACCUGCGUAUGCUUUGGAAAAUAUAGCGUCGAAAAACCUCGGAAGUUUUUUGCAAAAAACACUUCAAGAAAAGCAUGCUCUAUCCUUAUCCCAUGAAUAAGCUUUCAGCAGUCCAUAUCAUAUAUCAUAUCAGUGCUGAGAAGAGAAAUUCAAGAUUUUUCCCUUUUUCACCUCCUUUUUGCACACAAUGAUAUUCACGUGUUUCGCAGCAGUGAUUUUAGCGGGAUCUUGUGCCGUUGCCGAAAUUUCAUCGCUCUCAGAUCCCCUCAUCGAAGAAAUGAUCCCUCUGAAAAAAGGUCGCAUCGUGGGAAGGGCUUACGCGGAAACUAUAAAUUUCGACGACGACACCACAACAUUGAUAACGACACCUUCGACGACGACGACAAAGAAAAAGUCUUUGAAACCCUCAUCGACUCAUCAUUCCAGUGCCAGCAGCAGCAGCAGCAGCAAGAAACCCUCGGCGAAAUUGAAAAAGAAGCCAAAACCCACCAGCACGUCAUCCCCUGAUGAUGACGAUUAUGACAAUAAUAAUAAUACCGAAGACAUCGACAUUCAUUACAUUCGCAGCAACGUCGACAUCAACAAGUUGCACGAAUUAUUGGGCCAGUUGACGAAACCGACGAAAAGGACUCGUCCCCAGCACACGUCAACAACUGCAGCAACACAGAUUUCAAAGUCCAUCGCAGCUCGGAAAGUGAAUGCCAUCAGAGACAAACUCUCGAAAAGACCCAGAAAAUUCCAUAAUUUCGGCAGUGAUGACAAUAAUGAUGACGAAGAAAGUGUCGUGUACGAGACUGCGAUAAACACCAGGGAUGACAAAGAGAAGAAUUCUUAAUUACAAAGUUGCCCUGAGGCGACGGAGCCUGAAAUCGGAAAAACGCAGAAAGUUUCUGGACGUGCAAAGACGCAUGAAACUCAAACAUUAGAAGCAAAAGACUCACAUGAAGAAAUUGCACUUGGCGCAAGUAUCCUGCAGUCUUUACAAGACGAAUCAAUUGCAAAUGUUUUCAGGAUAAAUUCUGCGGGGAAAAAAAAAGAGGAGAGAAACCAAAAUGUGCUUUUCUUUGUCCCGAGCCGAUUCUGUGAAAAUAAUGCUGGAGAGGAAUAAAGGAAAGAAAGAAA